UUCCGUUUUGUUACUUGGCAACGGCUAACGCUAUGUAAGCCGUCUCGUGCGCUGGUUAGCUUCAACGCUAACGGAGCAGACACAAGCAGGUUACAAUGUUUGAUGCUGAUCAGGAUUUUGAUAAGCUGCUUGAUGAAGUUGAAAAAAAGUUUUGUUGCAACGUUUCUGUGGAGUCUUCAGAUCCGUCAAACUCCAGCCACACUCGGCGGAGUGUCAACGAUGGACAAGGCAAAAAUAGUAUAGCAAAACCAAAUCAACCUGAAAGUGACAUCUCUGAAGAUAUUGAUGCGCUUCUGGAAGAACUGCUAGAAGACAAAGACACUUAUUCCCCUCAGUCAAAGUCUCAACAGAAUCGCCCCAAAGAAACACAAGUAGAGAACAAGCUCUCAUUUCAAAUUGGGAGAAGAAAAUGUUGUCCUGUCUUUGUUGGCGGGAGCUCGGUCACAAAUGGAGUCGGAACAGCCACAUCUAAAAGGUCAUGUGACCAGCUGAGAUGUGUAUCUUGUGACUUCCGGGUGGUGAUGUUUGAUGACUGCGAGUGGGAUCAGUCCUGUGAUUAUCUGUUUCUCAGGAAGGGGGUAGGAGGCAUCCAAAAGAAACCUCCUCUGGACUUUCUUGAUGUGGAGGAGCAGCGGCUCCACUAAAACCUCCUCCCGGGUGACUGGGCUCCUCACCCAAUCUCUAAAGGAGCGCCCCGCCGCCCUGCAGCGGAAACUCAUUUCAGUCACUAGUAUCCAAGAUCUCAUCCUUUUGGUCGUCUAUCUGCCUGUUAAUCUCAGUAACUUUCUGAGCAAUCUGAGAAAUAAAUGCUGCAACAUUACAUUUACAUUUAUAUCAGUCAUAUACCUUUUUGACAGGAAAAAAAGAUGACAAAUGUCUUGUUUUAUUGGGCACAAAUGUAGCAAAAAAUGCAAAAAUAAAUCUAUUGUUCUGAUUCUACAGGGAUCCAUUUCAUCAGAUCCAUUUUUUGUUUGUUUGGCCAGCACAAGGCCAGCUCAGUGGCUUUGUGGUCAGAGUAGUGUCGCCCUGUAACUGGUAGGACUUGGGUUCAAACCCAGUCUGAGUCAUACCAAAGAAAACCUAAUUUCUCCCUGCUUGACACUCAGCAUUAAGGGGGGUUAAGCCCCCAAAUUGUACCCCACCAUAGCUGAGUCUGCAGCUCACCGCUCCCCAAGGGGAUGGGUCAAAUGCAGGGGGACCAAUUUCGCACACCUAAGUGUGUGACAGAAAGUGGGAUUUUACCUGAACUUGAUGCAUCAGGUAUUCAGGAUUAAAGGAGUUUUUUUUUGGCAGGUUGUAUCCAUCCAUGUUUUCUGUUUCCUCUUUAACGCUGUCCUAUUUUGGAGCAGAUUCAUACUUUAAAUGGAACAAACUCUCAGCACACUAGAUGUUUUACUUUAAAUGCACAACAGGCAUUCAUUUAAUGAAAGAAAAUCACUAAAUCACUUUCUCCUUUCCAUACAUGUGUGACAUCACAAAACCUCUCAAAAAACACCCAAACUACUGAAUUCUUCUGGUGCAGCAUGUGUAUCAAGGUGCUGAAUAAAAGAAAAGCAAAACUGCUGCAUUUCCAGAAAAAAGGUCAAAAGGAAGUUGUUGAAUUGAGAUAGCAGCUGUCCAAUGCUUCUCAGAGAGCAUGUCAUGCUUUUAAAGCAACCUGCCUGCAGGUCAGCUGUUCACACUGACCACACAUGAAACCCGGCGCCAUACUUUCCCAUGAACAUUUUCUCCAUAAGUGCACAGGUGGUUUUGUUACUUGGAGUUCAAGUCACUCUGAGACACUCUGCAGCACUCAGGCUGAUUUACUUGCCCUUCAUGUUGUCACGGAGGUGGAAGCAUCACACAAAGCCCCAGCCAUCCCAAACACCAAAGCUCAAACUCUGCUGCUCCGCUGAAGCAAAACUACCAAAUACAAGUGGAAACAAAUGUCUGUUGACCUGAUAAAGAAAACAAAUCUUUAAGGACAUUUAUGAGAAAAGCUCUUAAAAAAUAUAUUUUAUUUCAAGCUAUUGGACUGUAGGACAUGGGUAUUUAAAUGUGUGUGUUUUCUUACUAAUCAUGCAAUCAUCUACUUGUUCUCAAUAAUAAGUGUAGUCAUCUUGU
This is a messenger RNA of Oryzias latipes (Japanese medaka), 2103 nucleotides long. RefSeq names its product cilia and flagella associated protein 418 (gene cfap418). Lineage: Eukaryota; Metazoa; Chordata; Actinopteri; Beloniformes; Adrianichthyidae. The record is from RefSeq and is a predicted model, not a curated record. Gene Ontology annotation, cellular component: cytosol.